AUGGUCUCUUUAGCCAAAGCUGUACGUCUCUUUGAACAAAUUCACUUUGAGUGGGCUCAAGGCGCCAAACAAAGCGCAAAGACAGACAUAGUCCAAUGUCUCACGAUGUUGAACCAGGUCCUCAAGGAGUAUGGCGAACAAGGGAAGGAGUUGGGACAAGUACAACGCAUAUGCCGUGAUGCUAUGGAAUUGUACUCGCUGAUUAAACAGGACAAGCCCUUUUCUCUUGAUACCUCCGUCCAGUGGCUAUCAUCAAGAAUCAACUCGAGCUAUAUAUGGCCACCUGUGUUGUAUGACAACAUUGUUGUUGACGUUGAGGAACCGUUACCAGACGAAUCCACUCUUCCUGAGACGGUCAAUGCCUCAUUCCACAAGAUUAUGGAACAGGACUGGUCAACAUUUGGCGUGUCUCAAAUAUAUCAAGACCUACUGGAGGACUGCUCCUUCGUCACUGCUCUUAUAUCACUGUUAAGGAAUAACUCCCAGCAGUUGAUGUCAGCGAUAACACCACACGCGUCAUCUGAGAGGUUCGGUGUCACGCUUUACUUCAACGGAUGCAGGAGACUUGUUGAGAUUGGGAAUACCUUACCACUUGUCGAAAACGAUACACAUUCGAUGUUUGUGCGGUCAAGUACGAACAAUAAGUUAUAUUGGCCAGCUUUAUUGGAGAAAGCAUAUCUAAAAGUCCAUGGCUAUGGAUAUGACUUCAAAGGUUCAAACUCGAGCAUUGAUACAUACAUGCUGUCAGGCUGGAUCCCGCAGUUCAUCGUAUCCUAUCAAGUGACUGAUUUAGAACCAAUUUGGGACCAACUCUACGAACCGUUCAUCAACAACAGAGUUGUGUUGGCUCUGGGUACUGCAAGCGACUCCUACAGCGGAGAGUAUAAGUCGAACCAUGACUAUUCUAUUGCGGAAAUGGACGGCGAGUCCAGAAAUAUCGUUAUAAAGAACCCCUGGAGACGAAGUGAAACUGUCAUAAGAUUCAAAGAGAUCUUUGAUCAUUUCGAAACGUUAUACUUGAACUGGAACCCGCAGGGACUGAUUCAUAAGAGCAUUAAUCUAAUAUCUUCAUAUGAUGGCAACAUUUGGUUUAAGUUCCCACAGUUCAAAGUAUCAAACAGCUCAAUCUCCAGAACAUGUAAUGUUAAACUGCUAUUGGAAAGGCAUUUGAAAACAAGUAAUAAUGAUGCCUCUAUAAACGUUGGUAUAUUCAAGACAAGUGGAGAAAGACUUUUCCGUAAGGGAAUACCAAAAGUUCAGACGUUUGCAAACAAUACAAACUUCCACACCUCCGAGUUCACUCUGGAACCUCUGGAGAGUGUUACAGUCGUGGUAUUCCAUGAAGCUACAAGUUCCCCAGACACAUUCACUCUGCAUUCCUACUCCACUGAAACAGUUGCGUUGACAAAGGCUGCUCCCAAGUUCCCAUAUACAAAAACACUCGAAGGACAUUGGGAUUUAGAAACCUGUGGUGGUAACUGGUCGUUUCAAACGUACGUCAGAAAUCCACAGUACGAAGUAGUUGUUCCAGAAUGUGAGGAAGAUGUCCAGGUGACCAUGUCGCUUCACUGCGAACUGGACUCUGUUCUCGUCAAUAUGCAAUUGUUCUUUGACGACACGAGCUCUCCUUUCAAAUCCCAGUCACUUAUAAUGGAGAAAUAUUCACCAGGCUCAAUGACAUGCAAUUUGACGUUAACGUCGCAACAGAGGUAUAAACUGGUGGUGUCUACAUAUGAGCAGGAUAUAAUGAAAAACUUCAAGCUCAUCGUCAACUCCUCGUGCAGCUUACAGAUCCAGCCUAUCUCUACAAGGCUGGGACUCUAUGUCAAGCCGUUCAAAUUCCAAUGGAAAGGGAAGAACAGGUUCAAACUGCUGAUGAAAGUCUCGAGAGAGACCGUCAUUAACGUGCACCUAUGGACACCACAGUCGUCUAUGUCAAACUACAGACCGAAGAUACGGGCCAGUCUAUUCUACAAGAACGAUUCAUCGCCCAUUCAAAUUAACAACGACUUUGACGACCACCUCUUUGGCAUCUGGUUGAGAAACCUCAAAAUUGAUAGCAGAUCGCCUGUUAUUCUGCUGAUUGAGAGGUUUGAAGCUGGUUACGAUGAGCUUCAAGGGCAAAUUGGAAGUAACCACAAGUUGGAAUUGAGCCUAUGGUCACGAAUCAAGAGCUAUCCAUUCGACUUGCUGCUCGAAUUGAACGAGCAGAGAGCAUUGAUCGAUUGGGACUCGUACUCUGAGACUGUUGCUCUUCCCCUUGGGGCCAUACUGACUGUUGUAUACUUCUUCGUAAGGCUCUGGCAAGACCACAACACCGUCAAGGAGACGAAGUCCAAGUACUUUGACUAUGGAGACACUCCCUUAAGAGAUUCCAGGUACUUUGGUGUUGAAAAAUCUCCUAUUGAAAGGCUCGUAUCCUUUGUCCAAGUGGUGGUGAUAUUGGUCAACGUCAUCAACACUUUACUCUUCAUGCUAAAGACAAAGAAGUACGCUGUUUAUAACAAGGACUCCAUCCAUCACUCAGCAUCUACACGGAAGGUUACGAGGUCUUCCUCGAGAUCAAUAUUCGCAAAGCUUUUUUCCUCAUCUGCCCCAGAUGAUGACGUUGAUAGCUACUGGGAGAUCAACAUGUGGAACCCUUCGAAGUUUUCAACGUACUUGUUUGUAUCGUUCCCUCCUUUCAACGUUGUGUUCCUCUACAUGUCCCAAUCCUCUUUCUCCAACUUGUUCUUCCUCUUGCAAACCUCUGUUGUGCUAUAUCUGGUGAUUAUCAGAGGCUAUCUGGUGCUGAUGGAGGAUAAACAAGUCCUGUUCCAAGAGACAUUUGAUGAAUACGAACGCAAAUUCGUGAGACCAAAGCUGUCAGUGGCCAGAAGAGAAGUGGCAGUUGAUGCUACAAGAGGUCCUUACGACGAUGAGAUUGGAUCAGUCCAAUACUAUACACCUGGAAGAACGGAAAAGGUGUUCAAGACACAUGAUCUCAAGGGUAACGAGAGCGUUGAGCUAUUCAGCGAUGAGAUCAGCUACCAAGCCUACAGAUUUGCGAAGAUCAUUGUAUACACCUAG
This is a messenger RNA of Williopsis jadinii, 3069 nucleotides long. RefSeq lists its product as uncharacterized. The transcript has 3 exons. Lineage: Eukaryota; Fungi; Ascomycota; Saccharomycetes; Phaffomycetales; Wickerhamomycetaceae. Gene Ontology annotation, biological process: proteolysis. The record is from RefSeq and is a predicted model, not a curated record. Bases 1 to 3069 code for a protein of 1022 amino acids. Gene Ontology annotation, molecular function: calcium-dependent cysteine-type endopeptidase activity.